AUGAACGGCCAUCAUUGGCAGCAGCAAGCUGGUCAUGACGCACGCAGCCAGUUCUCACCAGACCCUAUAGCACAUGGCCAUACUCCCAACUCGACCCACGAAGCUCACAGGUUGUUUGCCGCGUACCCAACGGCUUCUGCGACGCCUUCGACGCACGUGACAAGACACAUGAAUCAUUUAUCUGUGUCCGCACCUAACCCCGCCUACUUGCAACGGACCUAUAUCGAAUAUAACUCUGGUACACAAUAUCAGCCAGCUCCAGCGCCUUCCCCGUUCUCAGAAUUCUCUAAUGAGCUCUCCUACCUUUCAACCACUUCGAUGCCCACAGGUGAUUCGCGUUACUGGCACAAUACAAGGGACGACUCUGUGAGGCUACUGUCCCAAGGCGGCUCAUUUGCUACUUCUCAGUUUGCAUCUCCAUGGCUACAAUCUCAGCCUCAGUCAACGUAUCAUCCUCUUCCGUUUGCUCAGUCAUUGAUUCAGCGCAUGAACCCUCCUGCCGCAUACCCCACCCCACCUCCACCUGGCAUUCGAAGCACGUCAUCUUCUCUUGCUUUUGCAUUAGGACAUCCCCUAUCGUAUCCUAAUCAAUCAAAACCACCCACCGAACCCGUUUAUCGGCGUAAAGAGCCCAUUGCAGCGUUUAACGACUUCAUUGCUCAGAAGAAUCGAGACGUCGAAAUGAAACCAGCUGAACGAGACAUCAAAGGAGACGAGCCACAAAAUUCUACCCAGCCUUCUACCCAACCUCCAUCUCAGCCUAGGACCCCUCGGUCUGUGCAAUCCAACUUCCAUGAAACCGUACAGCCAGCCGUUCGAUCCCUGCCAAUUAACGUUCCCCCGAGCACCCCUACAUCCACACAGCAGACUCCGCACUCUACUCCUCGCCUUUCUCGCCUUCCAAUCCCGCUGGCACCCACAGACAACAGCGUGACUCCUCAGAAGCGAAAAUGUGCUGGUGAAGACAAAGGUUCUCCGCUGAAGCGCGUACACACUGUACCGUUAGAACCUCAGGAAGAGCUGAAUAAUCAGUUUAACUCCUUACACACUAGUACACCCUCGUCGAGAACUACACCGCGUCAGGUGAUGGCGUAUGUAGCGGUCCCUCCUCUACCAAGCGUAUGGAGGACUCCUUCCAAGAAGCAGUCUCUUCCAACUUCUAUGCCGACCUCUCCAGAUAAUUUCGAUGCAUCAGGAUCUGACGAGGACGAUGCCCGGUACAAGUUUGGUAUCCAAGCCAGUGUGAAGCUGUCUGCGCGACGUACAGGGGAUAGAGAUGAACGAGCGCCACUCGAAAAGCUCUCUGCGCUUAUUGAGGACAUUUUCGAAGCUGAAGACUCAUUGGCCGUGGACAUCGACGUUUCGGAGCUUCCGAAAGACUUUUUUUCUGCACUUACCACAGAUUGCUCCCACCCUCAUUUGCAACCCAAUGUGAUCAAGAAACUGACGAAACAUCUCAGUCAGCUGGCUCGACCUACAAAACGAUCAAGGCGGUCUGCCCGAGAUAGCAUAGAUACUCCGCGAGCGAGGAAGGCGCUAGGCGACAUCGACAACACUAUUCUUGCGAGACUGCUGAAAAUUUUAGAGCGCAGCAUCAAAGCUGGGGAAGCUCUCGAUCCCUUGCGUGCCUCUGCACACGUCCCCCAUGCAGAUAAAAAUGCAUCGCCGCGGAAACCGAAGAAGAGCCCCAAAGCGCAAAGAGUGAUUCACCAAGAUCGGGAUGUCACAGGUUCUGCUUCACUGAACGUUCCAGAGGAAGAUACACGCGAGUUAGGGUUAGACAGUGCUGACAUACCCCAAGAGCUGACAGAAGCACUCCUCCACAACUUAUCGAAGCAGCUAGAAAUUGCGCGCGAUAGUAUCCUCGCUGUGGAAUGUUGCGUUGCGUUGUUAAGCGGAGAAGGCCUGACUAAACAGCUUUACUCCGAGGAGCUCAUAACUUCUUGUCUGAGUACAGUCAAGAACCAGCUCACGAUGAUUCUAUACCCAUUUGUCGAGGCUGCAGGUCUUGGUGGAUCAUCAUCACUACAACUCCAAUGCAUACACAGCAACACUCAUACACAUUCUGGUGAUCUUCGACGAUUGCUCAGCGAGCUAUUCCAGGCAGUUUCGGCAGUACUUCCUCGCAUCAACGUGUUGUUUUCUGGUGAAAGUAUUGUCAUGUCAGAUGCAAUUAUCAUUCAGACCGUGUAUAUCGCAAUCGGGCCGUUCUUUGUAGUGGAGUCAGGCGAAGGGGAUGUGAAGAGCAAGAAAGAUAAUGUUGUAUUGAAUACACUUGGCAAUAGCGCUAUGAGAGGUCUUCGGUUGGACGCACUCUCAGUCAUUCGAAGUAUCUUUGCUAGUCAUGAGGAACAGCGAUCGUGGAUCAUAGAAGAAAUUCUGUCAUCACUCAUCAAGCUCUCUAACAGUCAUAAGAAAGCUGGGCAAUUCCGUUUACGUGAUGGUCGUUCCAUUCGAACAGUCUCUGCACUUCUGUUUCAGCUCGUACAAACGUCUGCCCAUGACGUCCGUGUUGCGGCGCGCAAGAUUGCCAGACGUCGCCAGAGUCGUCAAGCUCUUCGUCGACAAGACAGCGUGGCCAAUGAAAGGUCGGCUGAGCCUUUGAUGGACGAAUUGGACGCGGAGGAAAUACAGCUUUAUAUCACGGGGCUCGAGUCUGCGAUGAAUGCUGCAAAGACGAUAGUUGUGUAUCUGACACAAAGAUCAGGAAAGGGGAAAUUGACCAAGAAUUCCAACGAAGCUGAAUACCGAACCAUUUUUGACAACCUUAUUUCCGACCUUCUUACCGUCCUGUACUGGCCAGAAUGGCCAGCUGCAAGUCUCUUGCUCAGUAUUGUGUCUUCUCUAGAUGACGUGAAGACGAGCACCCAAACCGACACAAAUGCUGCAAAAAGUAUUGCGCUCGAUCACCUAGGUGUCAUUGCCGCACGAAUACGUUCAAGCUCUUUGAAGGUAAAAGUACGCGACAAUGACAGGCACGGCCUCCACUCUCUUGAUGAGGUUAUCUCUUCCGGCGAUGUCAAUCACUUGGACAUACUCAUAUCUCGACACCAGUCAAUAUUUUCCCAUCUUUAUAAAAGAGCUUCUGAAGACCAGGCGUAUGACAGUGCCAAUGAUCUGACGGCAGCUACUUGGGGUCAAGAAUUAGCAGUCGCUCUCAAGCAACUUGGCGCUUCAGCACAGGAAGAGGGCAUGGGUCCGCAGUCCAAGCUUUACGCCAAGCUGAAGUCCGCCCUCAGGGAGGUUUGGAAGGAUGUGUCAAAUGAUGUUUUUGAUGUCGGCUCACAGGAGGAAGCAAAUAGGGUUGAUCGUUACGCUGAAGAAAUUGGGACUAUCCAGACACUAAGAAAUUCCUUCGGGCCAAUUCUAAAUGUUGUCCUGCUUGCACUUGAUGCGCCUGCUGUUUUCAUGCGCACAAAAGCAUUGCGAGCACUCGGGCAAAUUGUGAAUAGUGACUCCAGCAUCCUAGCAGCGCCAAAUGUCCGUCGGGCGAUCGAAAGUCAUUUGCUCGAUAGUUCCCCAGCUGUGCGUGAUGCCGCUGUAGAACUAAUUGGGAAGUACAUGAUAGAGUCGCCAGAGGUUGUCGGGGACUAUUACGCGAAAAUUGCCGACCGUAUCGCAGAUACGGGACUUGGGGUUCGGAAACGUGUGAUCAAACUCCUCAAGCAAUGUUACGCUGGCACAGAGGAUCUUUGUCGACGCAUAGAUAUCGCGACAAAGUUAGUCCUUCGCAUGCUAGAUGAGGAUGAUACAGUGAAGGAUUUGGCCAUCAAGACGGUUGAGGAAUUAUGGUUCCAGGCUGCAUCACAGAGUGGAGUCCCUAAAACCCGGUCAGUGCCGCCAUCUGGUCCUGGCCAAGACAAGGGGCCACUUCUCUCCAAGGUCUCGGUUAUCAUGGGCGUAUCAGCCAACUUUAAGGAUCGGCAAUCACCCCUGGAGGAUAUGUUACAUAAAGUAAUGUCGAACCAAGAAGCUGCUAGCGCAUCGUAUUUGCGAGGAAAUUACUCUGAAAUUUGUGAAGUCCUUAUUGAUGGUCUGGUAGACGCCUCGGACUUGCCGGGAUUCACCGUGCACAAUUGUGUCAGGACUAUAUAUCUCUUCACUACGGCACACCCCUCUGUCCUCUCAGGAGCAAACGCGUCUACUUUGCUCCCGUAUCUCAAGAACCCCUCUUCGUCCGAAGAGCUUGUUGUUUCCGAUUAUUUGCUAAAGAUUUUCCGUUUAUCAAUACCUCACAUGCCCAAGACUGCAGUAAAGUUUGGUCAGGAACUACAACUUGUAUUGCAGCCGAUGAUCGUUAAACCAUCCCACAUCGGGGGAGUCGUGAGUCUGCAAGAAAGUGUAGCUUGCAUGUGCGGAGCGGUGCAGCAUCUAACACACGAUUUUAAUCGUCUGGUCGCUCUAGUAAAGUCUUGCAAUGCUCGAUUGCAGCAGGCCAUCGCUCGCCCGGCCUCUUACCAAAUGACAGCAGUUGAAAACAGGACAUUGUCCAUUCUCAUUUUUAUUGUCGCUUUGCUCGGUGAACACUGCGAUUUCGACCGCCUCCGCGAUGACCAUCCAGACUUCCUUUCAGAUUUGAACUCUGUGUCUCCCGGACCCAUCGUGGAACACAUUUACAAGAGCUUGCUGGAAUUAUACGAGAAGUACAACGACGUUGGUCUGAAGGGACGCAUCCUCCAGUGUCUUGGCUUUUUGUUCCGUGCACAACCAACAUUAAUGACACUGGGACGAUCCGCUUCCAUCAUGGAUGACAUUUUUCACUCGUCUGAUCUUGAAAGCCGCGGGCGACUUUUGCGGAUCAUGCACGACUUCUUAGUGUCCGAAUCUAUGAAGCACCAUGAGGAGCAGAAAGGAGGCACCAAAGGCAAGCAAGGGGGUGUAGUGGAUAUGGCAGAAUUGGUAGGCAACACAGAUGGUUUUGCUGACUCCGGUGUCAGCUCAGCCGUUGUUCAGCGAUAUAUAUCCUCAAUUCUGGAUGCGGCCCUGUCUCAAAAUUCUCAGAUCCAGAAUGUUGCCGUUGACAUUCUCAGCUUCACCAUCAAACAGGGUCUCGCCCAUCCUCUGCAAUCCUUCCCUGUCAUUGUUGCAUUGGAAACUAGUCCAAAUGCCGCCAUCAGCUCACGGGCCAAUGCGCUCCAUGCAAUACUUUGGAGUAAACACGCGUCUCUGUUGAAUGCCCGAUAUAUCAUUAGUGCAAGACAGUCGUUCGACUACCAGAAAAAAAUCUCCGUGGACGCCGUCAAAGGCUAUCGAACGCAACCGGAACCAACGGCACUGCUUCAGAGGUGGUAUUCUCUUGUGCGGGAGAAAAGAGGAUCUCGUCAAGACUUCCUGAGGGCUCUGCUGAAAUCUUUUGAUGUCAACCCUUCUUUGAAAUCAUCACAGGAUGAUGUUGACUUCGCAAGGUACAUGGCGGAGAAUUUUGCUUCUCUUGACUACAGAACACAAGAGGAGGUCAUCACUGUUGUUAAACACUUGACGUCCGUCUUAUCAACCGCUGGCAUGCAAGUGAUCGACCUUCUCUCGCCUUCUCACCUCCUAGCGCAGCUGCACGAUACUCCACCCUUCCAUAAUGAAUCUCAUCAGUUACCAUUAUCAGGCUUUCCUACGCCUUCGAUUGAUCAGGAAAUACCAAAUCCUCCAUCUUCCUCUGCCCCUCCUGACAUGCCCCACAUCGACGUUGCUGUCAUGAGAAGCUCGAUAACCAUUGGGAUUGUCAUGCUUCUUAAAGCCCAUCUUAAAUCUCUUUACGGGCUUUCAGAAGAGAAAUGCUCUAAAUUCGCGCUCGGCAAGAAAAGCGCUAUCGGUGACAAACCUGCUAUCAAACGUCACCAACUUCCGAUUGCAUGGACCCGCCUCCCUUAUGCCACUAUUUCUCUCGUCCAGGAGCACGACUCGACUGCUCACAGGCUGGCAUUUAUUGAAAUUUGGAAUGAGGAUGGUGUCACUGCAGAACCUGAAGAUGACGAUGUAUAGCUGCUCAGAUUUUUUUCUACUCGCUAUCGACUUAUUCUACAUAUCAUCGUACACAUUCCCACUUGUAAUGUAACAUACAACGUCGUCACAAGACCACCUUUAAU
Molecule: messenger RNA, 6080 nt
Organism: Suillus clintonianus
Lineage: Eukaryota; Fungi; Basidiomycota; Agaricomycetes; Boletales; Suillaceae
Exons: 29
Coding region: 1-5976 (1991 amino acids)
Biological process (GO): regulation of gene expression; replication-born double-strand break repair via sister chromatid exchange; establishment of mitotic sister chromatid cohesion
Cellular component (GO): Scc2-Scc4 cohesin loading complex
Molecular function (GO): chromatin binding
Source: RefSeq, a predicted model, not a curated record